AUGCGAUCGACGAUGAGGGAAAGCUGUGUGAUGAUCGUUCUCGUUUCCUCGCUUCUCCUUUUCAUUUCGCCGAUUCACUCAACGCAAGAGGUUUUCGAUCGGCUGCGCUUUCGAUUUAACAACGCACCGCAACCUCUCUACCCCUCAUCGAUCUCCUCGUCGAAACCGGAGCGAAUCUCGAUGGAACGCUUGCAAUCGCUCAUUGACAAAUACCGGAAUUGGAAAGCGAAGAGGCCUUUCGAGAAAGAAGUGACACAAAUU
This is a messenger RNA of Mesorhabditis belari, 261 nucleotides long. Lineage: Eukaryota; Metazoa; Nematoda; Chromadorea; Rhabditida; Rhabditidae. The record is from the annotation of a GenBank genome assembly.